Procambarus clarkii (red swamp crayfish) is the source of this 2321-nucleotide messenger RNA. The record is from RefSeq and is a predicted model, not a curated record. NCBI's taxonomy places the organism in Eukaryota, Metazoa, Arthropoda, Malacostraca, Decapoda, Cambaridae.
AGCAAGCACUAUUGGAGCCACUCAGAGCCAGCACUAUUGGAGCCACUCAGAGCAAGACCAGCACUAUUGGAGCCACUCAGAGCAAGACCAGCACUAUUGGAACCACUCAGAACAAGACCAGCACUAUUGGAGCCACUCAGAGCAAACACUAUUGGAGCCACUCAGAGCAAGCACUAUUGGAGCCACUCAGAGCCAGCAUUAUUGGAACCACUCAGAACAAGACCAGCACUAUUGGAGCCACUCAGAGCAAGACCAGCACUAUUGGAACCACUCAGAACAAGACCAGCACUAUUGGAACCACUCAGAACAAGACCAGCACUAUUGGAACCACUCAGAGCAAGACCAGCACUAUGGAGCCACUGGCACUAUUGGAGCCACUCAGAGCAAGACCAGCACUAUUGGAGCCACUCAGAGCAAGACCAGCACUAUUGGAGCCACUCAGAGCAAGACCAGCACAGCACUCAGAGCCAGCACUAUUGGAGCCACUCAGAGCACGACCAGCACUAUUGGAGCCACUCAGAACAAGACCAGCACUAUUGGAACCACUCAGAACAAGACCAGCACUAUUGGAACCACUCAGAACAAGACCAGCACUACUGGAGCCACUCAGAACAAGACCAGCACUACUGGAGCCACUCAGAGCAAGACCAGCACUAUUGGAGCCACUCAGAGCAAGACCAGCACUAUUGGAGCCACUCAGAGCAAGACCAGCACUAUUGGAGCCACUCAGAGCAAGACCAGCACUAUUGGAGCCACUCAGAGCAAGACCAGCACUAUUGGAGCCACUCAGAGCAAGACCAGCACUACUGGAGCCACUCAGAGCAAGACCAGCACUAUUGGAGCCACUCAGAGCAAGACCAGCACUAUUGGAGCCACUCAGAGCAAGACCAGCACUAUUGGAGCCACUCAGAGCAAGACCAGCACUAUUGGAGCCACUCAGAGCCAGCACUAUUGGAGCCACUCAGAGCACGACCAGCACUAUUGGAGCCACUCAGAACAAGACCAGCACUAUUGGAGCCACACAGAACAAGUCCAGCACUAUUGGAGCCACUCAGAGCAAGACCAGCACUACUGGAGCCACUCAGAACAAGAUCAGCACUAGUGGAGCCACUCAGAGCAAGACCAGCACUAUUGGAGCCACUCAGAACAAGACCAGCACUAUUGGAGCCACUCAGAACAAGACCAGCACUAUUGGAGCCACUCAGAACAAGACCAGCACUAUUGGAGCCACUCAGAACAAGACCAGCACUAUUGGAGCCACUCAGAGCAAGACCAGCACUAUUGGAGCCACUCAGAACAAGACCAGCACUAUUGGAGCCACUCAGAACAAGACCAGCACUAUUGGAGCCACUCAGAGCAAGACCAGCACUAUUGGAGCCACUCAGAACAAGACCAGCACUAGUGGAGCCACUCAGAGCAAGACCAGCACUAUUGGAGCCACUCAGAACAAGACCAGCACUAUUGGAGCCACUCAGAACAAGACCAGCACUAUUGGAGCCACUCAGAGCAAGACCAGCACUAUUGGAGCCACUCAGAACAAGACCAGCACUAUUGGAGCCACUCAGAACAAGACCAGCACUAUUGGAGCCACUCAGACCACUCAGAACAAGACCAGCACUAUUGGAGCCACUCAGAACAAGACCAGCACUAUUGGAGCCACUCAGAACAAGACCAGCACUAUUGGAGCCACUCAGAACAAGACCAGCACUAUUGGAGCCACUCAGAACAAGACCAGCACUAUUGGAGCCACUCAGAACAAGACCAGCACUAUUGGAGCCACUCAGAACAAGACCAGCACUAUUGGAGCCACUCAGAACAAGACCAGCACUAUUGGAGCCACUCAGAACAAGACCAGCACUAUUGGAGCCACUCAGAACAAGACCAGCACUAUUGGAGCCACUCAGAACAAGAUCAGCACUAUUGGAGCCACUCAGAGCAAGAUCAGCACUAUUGGAGCCACUCAGAACAAGACCAGCACUAUUGGAGCCACUCAGAACAAGACCAGCACUAUUGGAGCCACUCAGAACAAGACCAGCACUAUUGGAGCCACUCAGAACAAGACCAGCACUAUUGGAGCCACUCAGAACAAGACCAGCACUAUUGGAGCCACUCAGAACAAGACCAGCACUAUUGGAGCCACUCAGAACAAGACCAGCACUAUUGGAGCCACUCAGAACAAGACCAGCACUAUUGGAGCCACUCAGAACAAGACCAGCACUAUUGGAGCCACUCAGAACAAGAUCAGCACUAAAUUUCUCUUCUUUCCCAACAGAUUAUUAAAUCGCUCUUUAAGAAGAGCGUCGGUAAAUCCUUCCUCCUGA